Messenger RNA from Mus pahari (shrew mouse), 1818 nucleotides. RefSeq names its product acyl-CoA dehydrogenase family member 8 (gene Acad8). Bases 57 to 1298 code for a protein of 413 amino acids. The transcript is spliced from 11 exons. Gene Ontology annotation, molecular function: acyl-CoA dehydrogenase activity; flavin adenine dinucleotide binding. The record is from RefSeq and is a predicted model, not a curated record. NCBI's taxonomy places the organism in Eukaryota, Metazoa, Chordata, Mammalia, Rodentia, Muridae. Gene Ontology annotation, biological process: lipid metabolic process.
CGACAGCUAGUUCUGGCCUGGGCUAAGAGGCCUGGGGUCUGAGAUUGGAAGUUUACAUGGCGAUGUUGCGGUCUGGCUUCCGGCGCUUUGGCUGCCUGCGCGCCGCACUCAAGUCACUGACUCAGACCGACCACCGGAGCAUCACCUUCUGCAUCGAUCCUUCCUUGGGACUAAAUGAAGAACAGAAAGGAUUUCAGAAAGUGGCCUUUGACUUUGCUGCUCGGGAAAUGGCUCCCAAUAUGGCAGAAUGGGAUCAGAAGGAGCUGUUCCCUGUGGAUGUGAUGCGGAAGGCUGCACAGCUGGGAUUUGGGGGGAUCUAUGUGCGAACAGAUGUGGGUGGAUCUGGACUGUCUCGCCUUGAUACUUCUGUCAUCUUUGAAGCCUUGGCCACAGGCUGCACCAGCACCACUGCCUAUAUAAGCAUCCACAACAUGUGUGCCUGGAUGAUUGAUAGCUUUGGAAAUGAGGAACAGAGGCACAAAUUUUGCCCACCGCUGUGUACCAUGGAGAAGUUUGCUUCCUACUGCCUCACUGAACCAGGCAGUGGGAGUGAUGCUGCAUCUCUUCUGACCUCAGCUAAACGACAAGGAGAUCAUUACAUCCUCAAUGGUUCCAAGGCCUUUAUCAGUGGGGGAGGUGAGUCAGACAUCUAUGUGGUCAUGUGCCGAACUGGUGGAUCUGGCCCCAAAGGUAUCUCCUGCAUAGUUGUUGAGAAAGGAACCCCUGGCCUCAGCUUUGGCAAGAAGGAGAAGAAGGUGGGGUGGAACUCGCAGCCAACCCGAGCUGUGAUCUUUGAAGACUGUGCUGUCCCCGUGGCCAACAGGAUUGGGAGCGAGGGGCAGGGCUUUCUCAUCGCCAUGAAAGGACUGAACGGUGGAAGGAUCAAUGUUGCAUCCUGCUCUCUGGGAGCCGCUCAUGCUUCAGUUACCCUUACCCAAGAGCACCUCAAGGUCCGGAAGCAGUUUGGAGCACCUCUAGCUAGAAGCCAGUACCUGCAGUUCCAGUUGGCAGACAUGGCCACCAAGCUAGUUGCCUCCCGGCUGAUGAUCCGUACUGCAGCAGUGGCUUUGCAGGAAGAGCGGGAAGAUGCAGUGGCCCUGUGUUCCAUGGCCAAGCUCUUUGCUACAGAGGAGUGCUUUGCUAUCUGCAACCAGGCUUUACAGAUGCAUGGGGGCUACGGCUAUCUGAAGGACUAUGCUGUUCAACAGUAUAUGCGGGACUCCAGGGUCCACCAGAUCCUAGAAGGUAGCAAUGAAGUGAUGAGGAUGCUGAUCUCUCGAAGCCUGCUUCAGAACUAGCUCCCACGCUGAGAGCCCAGCCAGGGUCUGCGUGCGGCUCUAAGCAGGGUUGGGCUGCUCAGUUGCCAGUGAAUCAUGAAGUAGAAUGAAGGGCUGAUGAGCACUUCUAAAUAGACUGAGCUGUCAGCCACACUGCUGGCUCUGAGACAAGAACAGAGUUCUUAGCAGAGCUAGAAGGGCUGCUCUGAGGAGCCAUGCCAAAAGAAGACCUUCCUCAUUCUGGAAAGACAAGCAGUCAAAGCUGUGGCUUGGAUCCACACUGUGUGCAUUUUGUUGAUUCUUGUCCUUAGGGUCUGGGUACUUAAAUAAGCUUUUCCUGAUUAAACAGGUAAAGUCUGGGGAGGCAAGGGCAGUAGACACAUCUGCCCCUUUCUGGUUUCUGUUCUGCACUAGGGGUAUGUCAGGACAGUACUCCUGAACUCAGAUCAUGAGGAAAUAAAUACUUUGGAACCUACUGCUAAGCAAUGAGUUAGGGUGUAUCUUUAACUCCAGUAACCAUGAAAUAAAUGUCAAGGGCUAA